AUGAAAUAAUUAAUUCUAAAUUAUAGGAGGAAUAAUGAAAUGAAAAAAAUGACAUAUCAAGUAUUAUAUUAAUAAAAAUAGUAUUAUUAAGAUUUAAUUUCGAAAUGGGGAGACAGUAUUAUCAGAUGGUUAUAGUGAAAAUGAAAACAAAAUAAAAAGAGCAAAUAUCAAUUUUUUUAUUCCUCUUAGAACCUUUAAAGAAAAUAUUCUUUAUUUUCUAUUACUUAUUUUAUAGGUUUUCUCGUCUUAAGCCUUAUAUUUAGUAGGGAUUCUUUUAAUCAUACAACAAUGGUUAGUUGAUUUAAAUAAUCUUAUGAAGAUUAGAAAAAUGGAUUAAAUGGUAAAUAGUUAAGAAGCACGAGUAUUAAAAUAAUGGGAUGAAUGUAUUAUCAAUAAAGAAAUAAUUGAAAAAAUUAAGGAGAGAUUAACUAAGCAAGAUUAAAGUGAAAGUAAUUAAAUAUAAAAGAGUAAAUCAUAAGCUGAAAAAAGUUCAUAAGGAAAAAGAGCUGAAUAAGUUUAAAUUUAGAAUAAAGGAACAGUAGUUUGUAUUUUUUAAUUGUAAUUUUUAGCUAAUGUUUCAAUUCAUUUAUAGCAUAUAUCCUAUAAAUAGUAAUAGAGCAAUAAAAAUAUCAGAACUGAUAAUGCUAAUAAAUAUAAUCAAAUGAGUCCAUUGAUUUAAAAGGAUAUGGCUUUAAAAUUAAAGUAGAUAUAAUUAAUGGAAUCUGAUCCAUUAAUAAUUGAAUUUAAAAAGAAAGUACCUAGUAUGUUUUACAGGGAUAUCCCAUUAACUGGAUAAAAAAUAUAAUUGAAUGAAAAAUUGAAAAAAAUAGAGAAAGAUAAGAUGAAUUUGAUUAAAAUCUAAAAUGUUGAGAAUAUAAUGAUAGGAGAUGUGAUUAUAUUAGAAAGAAAUCAAAGAGCACCUUGUGAUAUACUAGUUUUACAUUGUAAUGAUGAAAAUUUUAGUGUAUAACAUCAAUUAUGUGAUUAUUCUUCUACCACUGUCAGAAAACCAGUAGUUUAAAAUAGAUGUAUUAUUUUAAUUAUUAAUGUAAGCUGAUUCUUAGAACUUAGCCUAAUUUAAAAAAUCUUUAACAGGUAAUAUUGUUUGUUAUGAACAAAAUUUUUAAAUAAAAGGAUUCUUUUAAUUAAAAAAGGAUCCUUAAUCAAGAAUAUUUGGAUUUGAAAAUUUUAUAUUUUGUUAAGAAAGAUUGUUAGCAACUCCAUGGGUAUUAGGGAUUGUAGUAAAAGUAGGAAAUAGUUGUUAAUGUUAUGCUAGAUUUUUAGGAGAACUUAGAUUUGAAAAUAGUUAAUUUCUUCCUCAUUAUAUAGUAAUUUUGGUUAUCAUAAUAGUAAUAAUUUAUAUAAAUUUAAGAUUUAAAUAAUUGUUUACAAUUAAAAUUAUAUUUUGUAGAAUUUAAGAUCAAUUACACAAAUUAUUAUUGAUAAUUGUAUAUUUUUAAUCUUAAUGGUUCCUCAUUUCUAUAAAAUAUAUUAUAAAAUGUGUAGUAUUAUACAACUUAAAGGAAUAGGAACAAUUGAUUAAAAAUAGAUAAUGUCUUGUUAAAUUGAUAAAUACAUAGAUAAAUAAUAUUUAACAGUUAGUGUAGAUGCAUUUAUUGAAUAAUCCUUUUCACUAUAAUGUAUAAUUCAUGAUAAUAAAUUAUGUGAAUUUGAUGAACCAAGAUUUCUUUAAUUUUUAAUUUAAACUAAUGCAGAUUUAAAUAUGCAUAAUAAAUCGAAAAAUGAAGAAAAAGAGGGUAAAUAUUAAUAUUUUAAUAUUUUAGAAUAAGAUGAUUUAUAAUAAGGGUCUCAAGUAAUAAAUUACCUUAUGUAGAGUUAAUAUUCAGAUGAACUUAUGAGUUAAAGAGAAUACAUAGUAAAUCAGAUACCAAAAUCUGUUGAAGGGAGAUUUAUAUACUAUUAAUAAUCAGAAUAAAAAGAGGAUUUACAUUUAAAUAGGAUUAGUUUAAUUUAAUAAGAAUAGACAUCAAAAGAGAAAACAUUAAAUGAAAAUCAUGAUGCUUAUAAUGAAACUUUUUAAAGAGCAUCUAAUCUUGCAGGUAAUUCAAAAGGUUAUCAAUCAUCAAAAGAGCCAUUUAAAUCAGAAGAUUAUUAGAUAGAUGAACAAGAAUUAUGUUAGAAUAUGAUGAGAAAUGAUGAACCAGAUGAAUUGAAUCCAUUAUUAUUAUAAUUAGCUAUGAAUCAUCUUGCUUUUUCUAAAUUAUUGAUUACUGAGAAAAAAGAAUAAAAAGUAAAAAAUAAAUUUUUAGGUUUAUUGGAUUAGAAAUAAGUAAAUUUAGCAAAAGCAAUGGGUUAUGAAUUCAUAUGUGUAAAUAGUAUUUAGUAAUUUAUUAAAUAUAAUAAUUAGGAAUAUCUAACAUUAUAUUAUUUAAAUUAAUCAAGAGUUGCAUUCAUUUAAAUUGGUCAUAACUAAACUAGAUAUUUAAAGAUAAAGAUUAUUUAUGCUAUUUGAAAUGGUAGAUUUUUAUUAGGAUAUUGAUAAAUAGUUUAUUCUUUUUUUAAGAGAAGGAAAUGUAAAAAAGAAUGAAGGUAUUGAUGAUAGGGUUUGGAAACAUUAAUAUGAUUAACUUCAUUACAUUUAUUAUUCAUAUUGUUAUUUAACUUAAGAUAGUGCAAAUGUAUUUUUAUAAUCAGCUGAAAGUGAUAACACAUCUGAUAAUUAAUUAUAUACAUUAAUGGAAUAAGUAUUUAAAUUAAAUAUCAUUUUGGGAAUUAAAUAUACUUUAAAGCCUGAAUGCUAAGAUUUUAUGAAAACUAUAAGGAAAUCUGAAUAUUAAACAUUUGUCUACACUUAAAAUUAGGAGAUCUUUUCUACUUCCAUUUUGUAUUAGUCAGAACUUCUAUUAUAGAAUGAUUUAGUUUUACAUUUCAAUUAACAAAAUGAAGAGGAUUUGCGUGCUUAUUUUAAAUAAAGUUUAUAAGAUUUUUCAAAUACUUUUGGUGAUGCAAGCAUUAAUUCUUCAUAACUUAUUUAAGCUCUUAAUUCAUAAAAGCAUAUAAUAAUAGAUUAAAUUGAAGAGAAACCUAGAACAAAGAAAAUAAUUGUGAUGAUGAAUAAUUAAUCAUUAUAAUAUAUCACAGAUAAUCAUUAUUUUAAGAGCAAUCUAAAAUUAAUCCUUAGUUUCACUAAAGUACUAUUUCUUUAUUAAGCUACUCAAGAUUAAUUAAAUAUGAUUUAAGAUAUUUGGUGUACUUCAAAUAAAACAAUUAAUAUAUUAUAUGAAAAUUAAAGUUUAUUAAGAUGCUUAUAUGGGUGUCAAUUACAAAUAUUGUAGUUAUAAGAAUUCAGUUUAUCUAAAUAUCAAAACAUAGAGAAAGUAGAGAAAAAGAAUUUCUUUUCAAAUCUUAUUACAUCUUUAUAAUAAAGAUUAAUAUUUGAGAAAUGCUAUUUUAAUGAAAUGUAAAUUAAUUCCAAUACUGACAUUAUUUUAAGAGGUUUUAAAGAAUUAGAGAGACUCCUUUUCUUUUAGAGUCCUCUUUUAAAGAUAUUCUUUAGAGCCAUAUAUUAAUAAACCAUUUACAAGACAAUAACUUUUGUUUCUUCUUUUACUUUUGUUACUAUAAUUUAUACAUUUUAUACUCUUGAUUAACUGGAUUAUUUAAUAGAAAUCAUAUUUUACUUUUAUAUAUACUAAUUUAUUUUAUAUUCUCUUUAACAUUAUUCUUUUGUUGAUCAAUCUAAAAGAUUACAAUACAAUAAAGAUUAAUCAAUUUUAUUGGAAAAGUAUUCUUAACAUAAAUCAUCAAUGGAAAAUAUCAUCAUUAUGGUUUUAAAACAUAUGAUUUAAGGUGUUCUUAUUUCAUGUAUAUUUAUUUAUAAAAUAUAUGAUUUGGAAUACUAUUUAUAUAUUUUUAUGUCUAUAAGUAUAGGUGACUGGUGUUAUUUGAUGAUUAAUUUGAAUAUAAUUGAAGCAAUAAUAUUAGCUGGUAUUUUUCCAAUUAUAUUUUACUUCUAUAUAUUGUUUGACAAUAUUCACAAUGAUGAAUGGAAUAAUUCAAUAGAUAUUUAAGAUAUAUUUACAAUUAUUGUAGGAACAUCUUUCCUUUUAAUAACUAAUCUUUUAUUUGAUUAUGUUUAAAAUCAACAUAAUAUUAGUAUCCCUAUAAUAAAUGAAGAUUUUCUUUCAUAUUUACAUUAUAUAUAAAUGAUGGUAAUAUCAAAAUAAAAAAGGAAAAAAUUGACUAUUUUAUAAAAUAGAGUAAAUGAACUUUUUGAAAAUAUAGAAUAAGUAGAUUUAAGUAUUUAAAAAUGUAUAAUAUAUUAUAAUAUUGAUUAGUACUUAUAAAUUAAUAAAAUAGUUAAAGUAAAUUUGGUUAAUGGAGAUAAUAAAUAUUUAAAAAGGCUUAAACUAUAUUAAUGUGGAAGAAGAAAUAAAUUAUUUAAAGUUUCUAAUUACUUUUUUAUCAUAACACAUUUAUAAUUAUUAUAUACUUUUAUUAAGAUAGAUAAGACUUUUACUUAGUUGUCUAUUUAAUAACCUUUUGUUUAUAAGCAAUAUAUUUUGCUAUUUAAAUUUUAGUUUAAUUACCAACAAAUAAAUAAGAAUAUUUAGAAUAUGCAAAAUUCUUUUUAUCGACUGCUGCUACAAUUUCUAUAUUAUUUGUAAUGAAAUCUGUUGAUAAUAUUAAUUCAAUUUUGACAAUUUAAUAUUUUAUAGUAUAUGAAUUGUCAAUAAAAUUUCAUCCUAUAUAUGACUUUAGAAUAUAUAUAAUAACAGCUGUUGCUACUAUGAUUGGAUAUAUUGUUUGGUAUAUAGUUGAAAAUAAUACAAUAAUAUCAAAUUAGAUUGCUGUAGUAUAAUUUAUAAUUCUAUUUUCUGUUUUAUAAUACUUAGUAAAAAGUUAUGUAAAUAAUUCAAAUAAUCCUUUUAGUUUAUUUAAUUAGAAGAAGAUUAGGCUUAAAAUAAAUUGAAUUUUAUUGAAUAAAAUAAUAAGAUUAAUAAUAUAUUAGGUAUAUUGUUACCUAAAUUCAUUCGAGAUAGAUUAAAUGAAAGUAAUUAUUAUAAUAAAUUUGUUUAAUAGCUGAUUAAUAUAAUAUCCAUUAAAAUUAAGGUUUGGUUGCAAUUGUAUUUUGUGAUAUUUGUAAUUUUGAUUAAAUGGUAAUAGAAGAAAAGGAUAAAAUAAUCACAUUUUUAGAUGAUAUUUUUAGAACAUUUGAUAAAUAUUGUUAAAUUUAUGGAGUUCAAAAAAUAGAAACAGUUGGUAAAACAUAUUUAGCAUCAGCUGGUCUUAAGGCAUGUGAAUAAGAAUUAACUUACCUAUCUUAGGUAGAUCCAGUUUAAAGAGCUUUAAAUUUAGCAGAAUAGAUGAUGAAUUAUAUAAGAUCAAAAAUGUAAAUAUUGUAAUGAAACUAGGUGGGGAUAUAAAGGUUAAUAGUUAGUUGGUAAAAUUGGUAUCCAUUAUGGAGGAGCUAUAAGUGGAGUAAUAGGAUUUCAUAAACCUCAAUUUUCACUGAUUGGAGAUACUGUUAAUACAACUAGUAGAAUUUGUUCUACUGGUUUAGAAGAUACUAUUACAUUAUCAGAAUAGGCAUUUGAUUAAUUAAAAAAUGAAAAUAUUGAAUUUGAAAUAAGAAAUGUUGAAAUGAAAGGUUUGGGUAUAAGACCAACUUACAUUUAUAAAGGUAAAAUUUAAAAUAAAGAAAAACAAUCUUUUAUGUAAAUUGAGUAGGAUGUAUAAAGUAAAGAAGCCAGAAGUUAAUAUAUGGUUAGAAAGAAUCCUGAAAUUUUUAAGAAGGAUCUUAAAAAAAGGAAAACUGUUUUAACUUAAAUUGAUACAAUGAAAUAGCGAAGGGAUUCUUUAUAAGAAUAAGGAACACCAAAUGUAUUUGGUAUAAAACCUAUAGAUCCAACUUAUUAUUAAGCUUAGGAUGAUAAAUCAAGACAUUCAAUUAAACUAUUAUAACAAUAAGAAUCUGAUGAGAAUAAAAUUAAAAAAUCAUAAGCUAAACCUAGUACAUUCAAAAGAUUAGUUACUAUGUUUUAGAAUAAAUUUUAACUUGAAAAUUAUUAACCAGAAAUUGAUGAAUUAAUUGAUUAUGAAUAAUUACUGGUAAUAAUAUAUAAAUUAAUUAGAGAAUGUUAUAUUAUUAAAGAAUGAAUAUACAUUAGAACAUAAUAUAAUUAAAGAAACAUCAUUUAUAUAAUUAUUGCAAAUAUCUUAUUAUAAAAAAUAAAUGAGUCAAUUUGUUAGUUAUGAAUAAUAUCAAGAAUUUGUUAAGAUUCAAUCAAAAAAUCAAACUGUAUAAAAUUUAAGAAUAUACGUUCUUUAUUAUAUUAUUAAAUCUUUUUGUCAGAUUCAAUUUUAUAGCAAUUAUAAUUUAGGUUUAAUAGUUAUAUAAUGGAUAUUUUGUUUACUUAAUUUAAUGUAAUUUAUAGUAAAUAAUAAAUCUUAUUUUGAAAAGUGGAAGAUUUUCAUAAUAAUAUUAUUAUGUUUUGAAGCUUUACUUAGUGGAUUAGUGAUAGAUCUAGUAGAAGAUGAUUAUUUAAAAAAUAUUCAUGUCUAUGAAAUAAUCUUUAUAUAAUCCUUAUUUUGCAGUAUUCAAAUAUUAAGCUUUUGGAUAAAAGUAUUAUUUUGUAUUACAAUUGCAUUUUAUUCUACAAUUAUUUUAGCAAUUGAUGGAACCUAAAUCGUUUCAAUAUAUUUUAUCUUAAUCAGCUCUAUGUAUAAUAUGAUAUUGAUUUUAUUAAUUGAACAAUAAUAAGUAAGUUGUUUUAAUUAAAAAAUUAUAUAUAAAACAUAAUAAUAAAAAGAAUCACAAUUAUUAUAAUAUUUAUUACCAAAACAUACCUUAAAUAAAUUUUUAGAUGAUAGAAUAAGCAAUAUAGGUAUUUGUGAUAAAAUUGAUGAUCUAACAAUAUUAUUUGCUGACAUAGCUGGUUUUACUGAAUAUUCUAGUAAAGUAAAACCAGAAGAAGUUUUAGUAAUGCUCAAAAAUUUAUUUGUUGAAUUUGAUAGGAAAUGUUGUGAUUUGAAUGUAUAUAAAUUAUAUACUAUUGGUGAUUGUUAUGUAGCUAUUGGAAUGAUAGAUUAUCAUCAUAGAAAUCCUCAUUAGGAGGCUAAAAAUAUAAUAGAUUUAGCAUUUGAAAUGAUUAAAAUUAUAGCUUAGGUCAGGAAAUAAAUAAAUUUUGAAGGACUUAACAUGAGAAUAGGAGUACAUACAGGAUCAAUAUUUGGAGGUGUUAUGGGUACAGAUAUUGUUAGAUAUGAUAUUUAUGGACCAGAUGUAUUAAUAGCUAAUAAAAUGGAAUCAAAUGGUGUUAAAGGUUAUGUACAAGUUAGUUAGUAAACAAAGAAGUAUUUGGAGGAAGAUUAUGCUAAUCUAUUUAAAUUUGAAUAGAAUGUUAUUCUAGAAUUGAAAGCAAUUGGAAGAUAAAUUGAGGGAUAUUUAGUAAAAAAAUAAGAUGAAGAUCAUAUUAAUGAAUAAGAUGUCCCAUUUUGA
This is a messenger RNA of Paramecium primaurelia, 7462 nucleotides long. The record is from the annotation of a GenBank genome assembly. NCBI's taxonomy places the organism in Eukaryota, Ciliophora, Oligohymenophorea, Peniculida, Parameciidae.